AUGAGGAGUCAGGGGAGAAGAAGCCAGCACAAGGAGAAGACGGAGGAGAAGGAGAAGAAGAAGACCGCCGUCGCUCCAAACAACGUGCCAUCGAGGCCGUCCCGUCUUUCACACAGGGUCCAAUUAAAUUACACACCAGCCGCAGCGCCGCCGCCGGCGUAUAUAGUUAUAUUCAUUGUUUACUUUUCGCCCCACCCGCCAUCCCCCCCACUUUAUGGCCACGCGCAACGGCCGGCGGAGGUGAGCGACGGUGGAGGAAAAAUGAAAGAAGCUCGGCAUGGUGAACUGUAUGGAGAAAGCGUACACUUUUUAGUUUUUAAAAAUCGGUCUACCGGUCUGUCGGGAAAAUAAUGAUAAAAUUUUUGAAAAUUAAAUUUUUUAAAAAAUUUACGUGAAAAAGCAUGUUUGACUUUGAAGGGUCAUAACUCGACGUAGGAUUAAUCAUCUUUAAUGAUCUUUUUUUUGAACAAAAUAGCAACUACCGUAGAAUAAAAUGAGCUAUUGCUCAUAAAAAUUGAACAAUCCUAUAAAAAGUUAUAAGCAUUUUACAUCCGCGAACUUAGCUGAACCACCCUGUAUAUAGCAUGCAAAAUCGUAUUGCCGAAGAGAAAAUGAAUAAAUGAAUCGUGUCGCGACAAAAACAAAUUGCUUUUCACUUCAGCGACACAUUUUGUGCUCAUUAUUUUCCCGACAGUCUGAUACUACUAGCGCUCAAAAGCUCGGAAAAUCUAUCGCCAACUCGAUAGAUUUUCCAAAAAAUGUCGUUGGUUCAAGAACAGGAAAUUACCGCGAUAAGCGGGAAAAAUUUAAAAAUGUCCAGACACUUUGUGAAAAUGCUAAUAGUAGUGCUUUCAUAAAGUGCAUAGACAUUUUCUCUCUUUUACAGAGGGCAUUUCGAGCUUUUUCCCACGCUUGUCGCCAACGAACAGUGUAUUUUCUCUUUUUUUUUUGCGAUGCACAGUGCACACCUCAAUAUCUAAAAAGCCGUUUGCACUGUGCAAAUUUUUGAGCAAAACCGCGGCUACGCCGAUCGAAAAAAGCGAUAUUUUCGAUGCACAGUGCAAAAAAAAAGAAAAAUAAAAAAGAAAAAUCGACGGUGCAAAGUGGGGUUUUUUGUGCACGGUGCAGGCCGCAACUAAUGCCCAUGUACUAUGUGAAAAUACUAUAGAACGAAACCUGUCUAAAUUUAAAAACGGUCUCCGGCUCCGAACCCCGGCAAAUGUGCAAAAUUUUUUUAAACAUUUUUUCAAAAGUAAAAUUUCUUAGUGCCAGAGAUCACACAGCCAACGUUUUUGCAGCCAAGUCGUACGCAGCACAUCCUUCCCGGUAUUUUUCAAGCAAUUCGGUUUAAAAAAGAUCAUAAAAUUUUUACUUUUCUGAACGCUGAGAAGCCUGGCUCCGGCUUUGGGCUAGGGAGCCGGAGCCGCACCCAAAAUUUCCGGCUCCGGCUCUGGCUCCCGGCUCGGAGCCGGAGCCGCUGAGAGCCGGAGCCAAGAGCCGGCUCCGGAGUCGUGGCAAUCUCUGCUCCAUUCCCCAUAG
Molecule: messenger RNA, 1539 nt
Organism: Bursaphelenchus xylophilus (pine wood nematode)
Lineage: Eukaryota; Metazoa; Nematoda; Chromadorea; Rhabditida; Aphelenchoididae
Source: the annotation of a GenBank genome assembly